CCGCCCCGCCCGCCCGGCGGGCCCGGCGCGGGCGCUGCGUGCGGGCGGUGCGGGCGGUGCGGGCUCUGCGCCCCGCUCCGCUCCCGCUCUCGGCUCCGCGCUCCCCGCUCCGCUCCGCCGGGGCCCCCGGGGCUGCCGAGCCGCGCCGCGCCCGGGACAUGCGGCCGCCCCCGCCGGCGAGGAGGCGAUGAGGCUCCGCAGCGGCACGGCGCUCACGCUGCUGCUCGGCUGCCUGUGCGCGCUGCUCUCGCUCUCCUGGUACGGCGCCUUCGGCGGGCACAAAGGCGACGUUGUGGACAUCUACCAGCGGGAGUUCCUGGCGCUGCGGGACCGGCUGCACGCAGCCGAGCAGGAGAGCCUGAAGCGCUCCAAGGAGCUCAACCUGGUCCUGGAGGAGAUCAAGAGAGCACUGUCAGAGAAGCAGGCCCUGAGGGACAUAAACCGCACCUGGAGCAGCUUAUCUGACGAAACCAAGUUAAAACUGUGGAAUAUCACCAACAAGAAUGUGCUGCACCUUCCCACCAUCUUCCAUCAUUUGCCACAUUUGCUGUCAAAGGAGAACAGUCUGCAGCCAGCCGUGCAUGUGGGCCAGGGGCGCACUGGAGUGUCCGUCGUGAUGGGAAUCCCCAGCGUGAAGCGGGAGGUGCAUUCCUACCUCACCGACACCCUCAACUCCCUCAUCUCAGAGCUCACCCAGCAGGAGAAGGAGGACUCUGUCAUCGUUGUCCUCAUUGCUGAGACGGAUCCACAGUACACAGCUGGAGUGGCAGAAAACAUCAAAAACUUAUUCCCAAAGGAAAUACACUCAGGUCUCCUGGAGGUCAUUUCCCCCUCUCCACAUUUCUAUCCUGAUUUCUCCCACCUGCGGGAAUCCUUUGGAGACCCCAAGGAAAGAGUGAGGUGGAGGACAAAGCAGAACCUGGACUACUGCUUUUUAAUGAUGUAUGCCCAGUCCAAAGGCAUUUAUUAUGUGCAGCUGGAGGAUGAUAUUGUGGCCAAACCAAACUAUCUCAGCACGAUGAAGAACUUUGCCUUGCAGCAGCCCUCUGAGGAGUGGAUGAUCCUGGAGUUCUCUCAGCUGGGGUUCAUUGGAAAAAUGUUCAAGUCUCUGGAUCUGAGCUUGAUUGUGGAGUUCAUCCUGAUGUUCUAUAAAGACAAACCCAUUGACUGGCUGCUGGAUCACAUCCUCUGGGUGAAAGUCUGCAACCCUGAGAAAGAUGCAAAGCACUGUGACAGGCAGAAGGCAAACCUGAGGAUCCGCUUCAAGCCCUCGCUCUUCCAGCACGUGGGAACCCACUCCUCCCUGGCUGGGAAGAUACAGAAGCUCAAGGACAAGGACUUUGGCAAGCAGGCACUGCGGAAAGAGCACGUCAACCCUCCUGCCGAGGUGAGCACCAGCCUGAAAACCUACCAGCACUUCACCCUGGAGAAGGCUUACCUGAGAGAGGACUUCUUCUGGGCCUUCACUCCCACUGCUGGGGACUUCAUCCGAUUCCGAUUCUUCAAACCGCUCCGGAUCGAAAGGUUCUUCUUCCGCAGCGGGAACAUCGAGCACCCAGAGGACAAACUCUUCAACACGACCGUGGAGGUUCUGCCGUUUGACAGUCUCCAGUCAGAUAAGGAAGCCUUGCAGGAGGGAAGAGGCGCAGUGGUCAAAUACCGCAGGACAGCAGAUGGCUACAUCCAGAUAGGCUCGUUCUCCAAGGGUGUUGCAGAGGGUGAGGUGGACCCAUCCUUUGGGCCACUGGAGGCCGUCAGGCUGUCCAUCCAGACCGACUCCCCGGUCUGGAUCAUCCUGAGCGAGAUUUUUAUCAAGAAGGCAGAGUGAAGCAGGCGUGAGGCAGAGCAGACACUCUGGUGGGUCCCUGCUGCUGCUGCCCCUCCCCGCGGCGCCUUGCCCGGACCAGGCCAGCUCAGGGCCGGCUGCCAGGGCCAGCAUCGCCCUCCCAGCGGGGCCAGCACAGCAUCCACCUCUCCUGGAGAGGGGCAGAAAGCAGAACCUGUGCAAGGGGGGCUCUGCUCCCCUCCCUCGGCCCCUCGGGACACACGGGACAGUUUGGGGUCGGGGUGAGCUUCAGCGAGCGUGGGGACAAAAAGCACCUUCAGCCCCGGGCAGGGCCAUCCUUGGCUGUGUUGGGGACAGAGCAGCUCACACUGAGUCCUGCCACACCCCACAGGUGCUGGGAUGGGGGCAGCAGGGACUGAGGUCUGCCUUGCCCUCUCCCAGGAACCAGUCCUGGCCACAGCUGAGGAUUAAGAGUGCAAAGACUGACCCUCCUUCAGCAGAGGAGGAAUGAAUCCAAAGGGGUUGGAGCUAUGAUUAUGGCAGGGAAAAUAAAAAAAUAAAAUAUGCCACACUGUGCCUGCCAGCGUUGAACACAGCCCCUUAACUUGCAGUGAAGUCUCCAGUGUCUUCAUGCCUUGAGAUUGAGUGCAGAAACUGUCUUUUUUAAAAUAACUAUUUCAGUUAUUGAUUGAUGUGGGUUUUUUGGGGAAGGAAAAAAAAAAAAAGCAGAGGUAGCCCAGUUCAAAAAGUAGGGAUUAGUGUAAAUCCCAAUGUCCUUUCAGCUAUACACUGGAAUGCAUUAUACUACUUUAAUGUGCUGUAUUUUUUAUUAUUGGAUACAUUUGAUUUUUCAAGUACAUCUCUCUAUAUAAAUAUAUAAAACAAUGUGCACUGUAAUAAAAGCUAAAUUUAAACCUUU
Oenanthe melanoleuca is the source of this 2705-nucleotide messenger RNA. RefSeq names its product alpha-1,3-mannosyl-glycoprotein 4-beta-N-acetylglucosaminyltransferase B (gene MGAT4B). The coding region runs from base 188 to 1828 and encodes 546 amino acids. Gene Ontology annotation, molecular function: acetylglucosaminyltransferase activity. Gene Ontology annotation, biological process: protein N-linked glycosylation. The transcript is spliced from 15 exons. Lineage: Eukaryota; Metazoa; Chordata; Aves; Passeriformes; Muscicapidae. The record is from RefSeq and is a predicted model, not a curated record. Gene Ontology annotation, cellular component: endoplasmic reticulum-Golgi intermediate compartment; Golgi stack; endoplasmic reticulum.